CACCACACAGGACGCGAUCUUUGCGGUGAUUGUGAUGGAGGCGGGCAUGCAGGGUACUAGUUUCAUGACCACCAUCAAUCCUUUGCACAGCGUCUUCCCCAACGAUCCCGAGGCUCAGUUCCAGGCACAAGAGAUGCUUGUACUGGAACGGCUGCAUCUGGAGGAUCUGCUUCCCCCAUUGGUCGGCUACACCCCGCCGCGCACUCAGCAACAGCGGAUGAACAACGAUCCUCUCUUAGCCCAAGACAGUGACACUCUACUGCCACAUGACGGCUAUGAGGUCCUGGGGAACCAUCAGGACAGUCCUACACUGCUGCAGCAGAAUGGGACCGCUUGCCACUCACACCACAGCGGUGGGCCAGACCGGCCCACGGGCGCGACCGGCCCACGGCAGGGCCACGUGCCGAAUGGUUGCCAUGGUAACGCGGCCGAUACCAGUAGAGUGACGGGGGAUAGGGUGCACGAGAGCAGUCGCAGUGACGGGGCGAGCGACAACUGUAGUGUGGGCACGGGCGAUGGUAUUGGUCUGCGUGUCAGUGGCACGUCCGACUCACAGAUAUCCAACACGCACCGCAUCCCGGAAACACAACUGACCGCCAAAAGCGGGACGCGGAGGGGUGCUAAACCAGCUCUGCGGUGGUCUUCUUUGGCGCCAAGUGUUCGUGGUUCACAGGAGAGCAGGUCUACACAUAGCCACACACCUGACGAUACGAGUGAUGUGUGCGAAAACGAUUCUCCAAUCACAUUGCCGCACGGGGUGCGUAUGUUACAAGCUCUGCGUGCAAGUUAUGGUAGUGGCGGCGAUGAGAUAUCACAGGCUACACAGGUCACGAACGACAACAGGACUAGUGACGGAGCAUCACAGAGCAAACAGACAGGAGACAAGGACGAUGGUCGUGAGGCGAUAGAAUCACAACACACACGCUCACAGCAUGACGCUCCCCAGGCGCAUCGUGCACAACCAAGGUCAUAUGAUGCUGAAACAUCACAAGGUAGCUGCACACAGAAAAGGUUAGAGAGCUCUGAAGUACCACAGACCAACUGCCCACAGGGUAGUAGUGGCAGCGGGGAGGGUAGCCCCACCGACCACCACAGUGCACACACCAACGGAACUGCUCAGGAGACACAGUGCAGAGGGGCUGGGCUAGAAACAUCGGCAUGUGGUGUUGCACGUAAUGGAUUGCAGCGGAGUGCCGAGAUAAGGAGCGGUGCGUGUGGAGAUAAAGUCGACACUCGCCGGGGUGAUGUGACUGUCCAUAGCCAGGGCUCCGCUGGAGACGACCACGCAAUGAGGAAUGAGGAUGUGAACCAAGACACGCAGAGAAGCACGGGAGAUGUGGUACAGGGGACAGGGGAAGACGGUCACGGUGGCACAGGUGGGGUCAGGCGGGGGGGUGUAAGCGCAUGCGAUGGAUUGAUGCCGCGUGCACGGUUAAUGACUCGCGCGAGUGACGUGUCGCCGACAGAUAACACGGAUAGGGCUGUGGCCGCACAGAGAAGCAAGGGCAACGCAGCAACAACAACAACAAUUACUACUACUACUACUACUGCACGGGCAGAUGCCUCGAAUAGACCCACAGACACCGGGCACACGCAGGCACGCAGUCCCGACAACCCCUCGCGUGUAGUUGCGCAAAGAGCUCCUCCUGCAGAGAGAGAACUGAACGCUCGUGUAUCUGCCGAUCGAGACCGAGCAAGUGACUGUACGAAGUCAACCACACGAAGCACCGCACCCCAGUUAUCGGGUACGCGGACAAAUGGCGGUCCGAAAACUGAGGUCAGGCGAAAGGGUGCAAAGAGGCCCAGUGCCAGCAGUACAGGACAGUCGUGGCGAGAUAGUUUUGGUCUCGACUUCGCACGCGCGCAUAAGCGACGCCGACAGGCGCAGUUAGGUGUGGAACAAACCAAUGGAGAAGACAGUACACGCGCAAGGGUAAGGAUACACGCAGAUAGAGAUACUCACAUCCAUGCGGAUGACAUUACGGGGGAUCACGAAAAUAUAGACACAGGCAGACAUGCGUAUGUGGGGAGUGAUGACGGUAUCAGUGCAGAAUAUGUGAGGAAUGAAGAGAAACGUCGGCAAAGGCAGCUGAAACGGCGCAGAGAGCGACAGACCGCCCAGGAGCAGCAGCAACGAGUGCACCUGCAGUCAGGGAUGGGGCAAAAAGGCCCUAGAAUUAGUAAUCAGGUGCUGGGUAGUGCCGGAACUCAACAGCACACCGAACAUAAUUUUAGUCAGCACGCUGAAGUAGAUGAAGGACGGCAACAUAAACACGCAUCGAAACAUGGCCCGAAAUCAACGGGUGAUACUACAUAUGACGCACAGACAAACACAAGCAAACGCAUUGUAGAUAAAAGCGCGAUUGAUAUUCGACUAGACGAAAGCACACAUGACAUUGCGGACCUGCAUAAACGAACAAGGCAACGGAUCACCGAGCACACGCACACGCACACAGCGCAACGAUCGGCACCAGAAGAGGCGCAAACUCAAGCAGAGAUAGAGAAGGGUGCGCACAGAUACGCCCAACGAAUGUCUACGCAAACGGAACACGAACUCAGAUCGCCUGAGGAAGGCACGCCAGAGGUGUUUCCCACGAAGAAACGAGUCAUGCCCAGAAACGGGACAAAAUCGGGACUGGUGGGAAAGGCUGCCAGUACAAUAGAGAAGCUGGCAAGCUUCAGAUAUGUGAAGCCGCCGGAAGAGCUCCAGACGAACAAACCAAGCACGGGAACACGAGCGACCGGAAACAAGACAUCCGAAAUUCACCUCACAAGUGCCGUUGUCACUAAAUCCGCUACCAGACUUCCGAACAUUCAAGACUCACAACAUUUAGCAAACAACGCAAUGCCAACUAGCGACUCCGUACGCAACGGUGGGGGUCACAAUGAUAAAACAAGCGGUGGGUGUAGGGAUACCAUCUCAGACGAUAGCAUCAGUACAUCUGCCACUGCACCUCACGCGACUCAAUCACACACGCGCAAGCAGACUCCAACGGAGGGCAAGGGGCCAACAGAACAUGAAGUCAGCGGACAUGUGUCGAUGGCAUGGAACGUGACGACGAAUGCUGUACCAAACACCGCCGACACCACGCAUGGAUUAUGCCUUGGCACCACACAGUGGCAGAGUGUAGGUGUCUCAUCUAGUACCAGCCAUGUAUCUGAUCAGGCGGCACCACAUCACCCGGCUACUACAGCUGACAACGUGUGCUCUGCAGGGAACGGUAGUCUGAGCGUGGCAGCGUUAGCGACAGAGAGGUCAACCCGAACCAUUAUCGCAAAUGACCCACAGGAUACUGAAUCGCUUGAUGUUGUGCGAAACGGGUCGUAUAUAAGUUUGGGGAGUACCCAGACACCCAAUGCGAGUCUGAGUGAGGAGAGUGCGGCUUUGACCACUACCACAAAUAUACCGACACACUCGAUUAAGAAGGCCAAAGACCGAUCGACAAACGUUCAUGCGCAAGUACAGCUGAAUACGCACAUCGCCUCAGAUACCACUUGUGUCUCAGAAAGAUUGCCUCUGUCAACGGUCCCAAAUAAGGAGAACAUACCAUCGAAGACAAAUAUUGUGACGAUAGGCUCCGAUUCUAUACUGCCGAGUGUUGUCUUUGCUCAGGGUGCUCUAGAGCCUCAAAGGGCAGUAAACCUUUCAACACUUGGUGUCAACCCUCUGGCCAAAAAGAUACCCAGUCUGUUCGACUCCGCAUUUCUACCAGAAAGCGAUGACGAGUUUGAGCUCGGUUAAUAAAACAUACUAAGUUCACUCAGGGCCACAUGCAUAUGGUUUUCAUAUUUAGACCUCAGGUGUAAUAAUCCCUUCGAAUCAAC
Messenger RNA from Sphaeroforma arctica JP610, 3825 nucleotides. RefSeq lists its product as hypothetical. The transcript is spliced from 3 exons. Bases 35 to 3742 code for a protein of 1235 amino acids. Lineage: Eukaryota; Ichthyosporea; Ichthyophonida. The record is from RefSeq and is a predicted model, not a curated record.